AUGGAUAGGAUAGGGUUUUGGAAUGUGAGGGGGCUAAAUAAGCCCAAUAAGAUAUGUGAUGUCUUAUGGUUCAUGAGACAUCAUAAUAUGGGAUUAUUUGGUUUCAUGGAAACGAAGGUGAAGGCUAGGAGGUUUAGUAAGGUGUUUGGGAAUUUUGGUAAGGAGUGGUCAAUUGUUACUAACUAUUCUGCUCAUAGUUCUGGAAGGAUUUGGCUUAUCUGGCUCCCUUCUAUUUUUUCUGUAAGUAGCUGCAAGGUUGGAGUGCAAUACAUUCACACUUUGGUAACCCAUAGAGCUUCUAUGAAGUCGUUUUGGGUUACUAUGGUGUAUGGUCUUAAUGAUGCUAGGGAGAGGGAGAAGCUAUGGGAGCAAAUUUCUGUUUUGGCUACCUCAAUCAGUGAGCCUUGGUUGAUUGCUUGUGAUUUUAAUAGUAUUUUGAAUCUAGAGGAUAGGCUAGGUACUCCUUGUACUAUUGCUGAGGUUGAGAAGUUUAGAACCUGCUUGAAAAGUAAUGAUCUGAUGGAUUUUAAUACUGGAGGCAUUGCUGAGUUCCUUCCUGAGGGAUUAAUGGACCACUCUCCUUGUUGUAUGAAGCUAGAUAAUCAGGGUUGGAAUGUUAGAAAGCCUUUCAGAUUUUUCAAUAUGUGGAUUGAAGCUCCGAAUUUUCUUGAGAUAGUAAAGGAUGCUUGGAACUGCUCUAUUAAUGGUACUUCUAUGUUUAGACUUGUUCGGAAAUUGAAAAUCAUCAAGAAACAUUUGAAAUGCCUUAAUACCAGGUGUUUUUCAAAUGUUGAGAGUGAAGAUCUAGCAGUUGAGAAGAGGUUAAUUGAUAUUCAGUUGAAGAAAGCCAAAGCUUAUUGGAUGAAGGAAGGAGAUUUGAACUCUAGCUACUUUCAUUCUUGCAUCAGAAAUAGAAGGGUGAUGAACAGAAUCUGUUCUAUUCAGAAUCAGAAUGGGGAGAUGAUCAGUGCUCCUAAUAAGAUUGCUGAAACUUUUGUCUCUUAUUACCAGAAAUUGCUAGGAAGUGAUGAGGGGGAAGUGAUGGAUAUUCAUACUGAAGUGAUUCAGGCUGGUCAGGUCUUGUCUGAAAGUCAGAAACAUGCUGUUAUCACACCUUUUACUGAGAUUGAUGUGAGGAAUGCUCUCUGGGAUAUUGAUGAAAAUAAGUGUCCUUGUCCAGAUGGGUAUACUAGUAGUUUUUUUAAGCAGGCCUGGGAAAUAGUCAAGGCUGAUGUGUGUGGGGCUGUUUUGAAUUUCUUUGAAACAGGUAUGCUCUUAAAGCAAAUAAAUACUACUUCUCUUACUUUAGUUCCAAAGGUGGCUAGUGCAACAGCUGUUACUCAAUAUCGUCCUAUAGCAUGCUGUAAUGUGAUUUACAAGAUCAUUUCUAAGAUGAUUUGUACUAGGCUAAAGGAAAUUCUUCCUGAUAUCAUUAGUGAAGAGCAGGGGGCUUUUAUCUCUGGAGGGCUAUCAUUGAUAACAUCAUGA
Molecule: messenger RNA, 1488 nt
Organism: Chenopodium quinoa (quinoa)
Lineage: Eukaryota; Viridiplantae; Streptophyta; Magnoliopsida; Caryophyllales; Amaranthaceae
Exons: 3
Coding region: 1-1488 (495 amino acids)
Source: RefSeq, a predicted model, not a curated record